Nannospalax galili (Upper Galilee mountains blind mole rat) is the source of this 4011-nucleotide messenger RNA. RefSeq lists its product as uncharacterized. Gene Ontology annotation, molecular function: protein binding. The record is from RefSeq and is a predicted model, not a curated record. NCBI's taxonomy places the organism in Eukaryota, Metazoa, Chordata, Mammalia, Rodentia, Spalacidae.
AUGAUUGUUGCUGUCAAGCUGAAGAAGAACAUGACAGUCGAUGAGGAAGUAAAGCUGCAGACAGAAAUUGAUGCCGAGAGCAUAAAUGCAGGAAAUGAUGCAUCUCAGCUGUCUGGUCAAACAUGCCCAAAAGAUAUAAAAGAUUUUGAAAAAAUCAAGGGAGACGCUUCAGAGGCCAUGUUUCACCAGGCUGGGGCAUUAGGGAAAUCUAAGGAAAACGGAGACACGCACAUAUCUACAUCUAUAAAUGGAAAUCAGAGUUCCUCCUUUCUUGCCAAAGAUGAGAAACAACCUCUAUCUGGCAGCAAAAUACCCAGGAGGAUGGGAAAUGAUGACCCUCCUUGGGCUGUUUCUUGCCAGCUAGAGGAAGUCUUACCUGUGGCUAGGUUUAAUGACUGUGAAAAAUCAUUAUCAGGAAAAAUUACAAUACAGGAUUUCCCAAGCACACUAGAAGCUUUUAAGUCAGCAAAAGGCAAAUGUAUUACCGAAAUCAAAUGUGGGGCUUUCAAUGUGCAAGUAGAAACCACAAAAACCUGUGAAACAGGAACACAGUUUCCCACAAAAAGGAGAUGCCCAACAUGUCAGCAGAGUGUUUCUGUGAAGAAAAUAAGGAGACGCUCCACAUCUAGGAACCACUUCCUUAAAUACAGCAAAAUAUUGACAGAAGAGUUCAAACCCAAGGUGCUUUCUACAUGCAAAGGAGAAAUUUCUAGAACUAAGACCCUCUCCCUGAAUGUAAACAUUGUAGGAAAAGAAAUUAAGAUUGAAUACAUGAGUAAAAACCAGAACAUAUUCAUUAAUAUAUCACCUCCUGAAAAGGUGGGAAAAUCAACUAACAGAAAUUGUCCCUUGAAUCAUAUCAAUACUGAACCUGCAGGGUCUGCUGCCCAGCCUGGUACCAAACACCCUGAAAACUGCAGGCUUGAAAACAAGAACCAGAGUUCAGAUGGUUUGCAUGACUCUCCUCACAUCGUGAAUAUUGUACAGAAGGAGAAUCCAGACACCAUUGUAGUUUCUCUAAGCUCAUCUCCCAAGAGAGAGAAAAAUAAACCCAACACACCACCUUCGGCCUUAGAUGAUUCUGAAGAGAGGGGAUCUGCCACCUCUCAGCAGAAGGUCUACAAAAUUAUUCAGGACAACCUCCAAAAGCAAAUUUUCCUCACAGCUGACAGUCAUCUUCCUACAACAUGUGAGACUUUAAGGAUCACAAGCUAAAAUAAUGCAGAUUUAAGUAAAAGAUCUUUUGAGGAGUCUAAGGAUGUGGAGAGUAGGAGAAAAAGCAACUCUGAUGUCAAGAAAAAUGUCACAUCAGGUUCAUAUGUACAGCCAAGCAUAGAAGGAACAAAUGGUCCCCUAAGUACUGUGAGCAGCAUCAUUCCCAUUCCAAAAGGCUCAGGCUCUGGCUUUUGUUCCUCAUCUUUUCUAACCAUGAACCUCAUAGGAGAAAAAGCAGCCAACAUCAGUUGCAAAGGCAACAAAACUCUAUGUGCAGAAGGCUGUGCGAACUCAAAUUCUCUAUCUUUCCCUACCAGUGAAAGUGUUCUGAAGACUCCUUUACUAAGUCCAUCUCAAGAGGCCAACAGAUAUUCAGAACCUAGAGAGAAUCCUGGGUAUAGAUUUUGCUUUAGUCAAUAUGCUGGGGUUGCGAAAGACCAGGAGAAAGUGCAGAGUGAUGUGGCUGACAGGGACAUUAAUGAAGCUAUUUUAUGUAGUGACUCAUUGGCAAACACGCAGCAACUUUUGGAAAGGAAGGACACACAGAGUCAAACUCUCAGGCCUGCAUUCUGCAGCAGCCUAGCUUCUGGGAGUCCACUUCAUGGCAUUAGCCACAGCUCUGCAGGAUGGAACCAAACAGAGAACCAGGCAAAUCGAACACAGCUGGCAGUCAUGUGCUCAGAAAUGGAUGAGUUAGAGCAAACUGUCACUACUCAAAAAGGCGAAGAAGGCAUAGUUAAUUCUAACUGUCCCAUGCAAACAAGAAACCCUAGAGAGGCAACUAGCAGUCUGAAAAAUGGUGAAGAUAAAUGCCAGGCAAUACCAGUGAUACACUGCAGAGAUUCCAAAGUCCUAACUGGUGAGACUCAUGAUGAACUCUGUUCUCAAAUGAACUUGCCACCAGACUCCGCUGAGUCCAGCUGUGCAGAAUGUGCUACAGGAAAGCUGUUUCUUACUGAGAAGCCACUAACAGGUGGUGCAGACCCAUUUGGUAAUCAAAGUGAGAGCAGCCUUGGACUGACCAGGUUCCAGCAGGAGUCAGCAGAGUCCCAAAGAACUGCAUCAGUAGCGCACCCUGAAGAAGAUGAGAACAAAAUGAAACUUACUAUCAAAACAACAGCAACCCAAAGGAAACUUACUAUUGCCUUGUGGACAUACUGCAGUUGCCUGAGAAGCAGAAGCUCUGAAAGAGUCAAGCUGGAAUCAAUCUCAACAAACAGUGAAACUAAAACAAACUUUGUGGAAAUAGCCAGAGAUGAGUUCACCUUGCUCAUUGCUGUAUUCCUAAAAAGCACAACAUCAAAAAUUAAAGUGAACAAAGAGUUGGACCUAAGAGGUGGAAGAGUCAGUGAUGGUUCCCAAGAAGAAGCAAUAGACCAGUGGGCCAGGUGGAGGCAGCAAUUCAAGGACAGCAAGAGAUGCAGUUCAAUGGUGGAUAGUUUCGUGGUCAGCAGCAACACUGAAGGCUCCAUCACCUCAGAGGAGGCUGGUUCUAUGGAUUUUGCCUUUUGAGUUGAUAUUGAAGAAAAAGGAUUCUACACUGAGAAUUUUCAUUCAGCAGGUGAUGAUGGGAAUCUUGAAGACAGUCCCAGGUGUCUUAGUAAAAAGCCACAACCAGUAGCUGUUCAUGAGCGAACUGUGAGAUUAUUCAAAGGAACUGGAGAUUAUCCCUGGGGAUUCCGGAUUCAGUUCUCCAAACCAAUCAUGGUAACUGAAGUGGAUACCAACAGUGCUGCUGAGGAAACUGGGCUCCAGAUUGGAGACGUGGUGCUUUCUGUCAAUGGCACUGAGGUCACCAGUGUUGAGCACACAGAAGCUGUGCACCUUGCAAGAAAAGGUCCAGACAUCUCGACUCUGGUGGUGGGAUCUGACAUUAGCCACUGUCCCAAUACCGCUUGGCCCACCUUCCGUGGCUACCUGCAUAAGAGGACUCACUCAGGCUUUGUGAAGGGCUGGAGGAAGAGGUGGUUUGUGCUGAAACAUGAUGGCUAUCUCCGCUAUUACAAACAUAGAAAGUUACAGGAUGAAGGAAAAUGGCCAACUUUAGAGGUGAUAAAAUUAGAAGGUACACAAGUUGAUAUUGAUAGUGGCAGGGGAAAACCAUUUGUGUUUAAUUUUGUGUCUCGAGCUGGAAAUAGAAUUUUUUUCCUCUGUGCAACUUCAGACCAAGAAAUGAAAAGGUGGCUUGAGGCAAUGAAUAAAGCAUCCCAUCCUAUCCGCCAGAACCAUGUCUGGGAAGAUGUUACACUGCACAACAGUAGCCUUCCACCUCUGGCUAUCAAAAGUCCAGAAUGUCUCGGCCUUCUACAUAAGCUGGAAAGAAGCACAGACAUGUGGGUCCAACACUACUGCAUUCUGAAGCAUGGCUGCUUAUAUUUCUACAAUAGCAUUUGUUCCACCCAGGCUUCAGGUGGCCUCUAUCUUCAAGGAUACCGGGUGAGUGAGCAGACUCAUAGCUUCAAACAAUCAGUGAUUGAACUCAAACCUCCAUUAGAAGAGUUCAAGACCUAUUUCUGUGCAGAAAAUAAAACAGAAAAGAAGCGCUGGAUUACAGCUUUGAAAACAUCUAUCAAAAAAUGGUUUCCUUUGGACCAGGCUAUUCAAGAGUUCAUGAAUCGACCUCUAGAAGAGACCCAAAUGUAAGGGAAACUCUAAUGAAAAAGAAAGAUUCCACGAAGCUGGCACCAACUUCCAGAAAGAACCAAAACAUUUCUUUUCUACAUUUUAAAAUAUCAUUUCUCAAAUAUACCCCUAUUGUAUUAAAAUUUUUGGUAAGAUUAUAAUUUUGCUUUUGAG